AUGAAGCCACUUUUAUCUCAUUUAAGAGCAGUUAGCGAGGUUCCGAUACAUGGCGUCCUGACUUUCCAUCAUAUUGCCCUCAUCCUUGUCUCAUUUUUUGUUAUUAUUUCUACGAGUACAAGUUUAUACUUAAUGUACCAGCAUGCUACUCAUUAUUCUGUACCUCACCAGCAGAAAUAUAUCCUUCGUAUACUUUUUAUUAUCCCGGCUUACGGCGCAACUUGUUUACUUGUUACUGGAUUUUACCGGUAUUACGUCUACUUCUCCAUCAUUAUGGCGGUCUUGGCGCCUCUUAUCCUUGUGGGCUACUUAACAUUCAUCUGCUGUCUUAUUGCACCCGCAUGGGAGCAACAACAAGAUUGGCUACGGAUGAAAGAGGCAAGACCAUGGAUUUUCCACUUAAACCUCCUAUAUUCCAUCACCGGUAUGCAAAAUGGGCCUUUCAGGACGCCGCGGACCGCUUUGACCCAAUUCAACAUUAUCUGGUUUUGUGUUUAUCAAUAUGUCGUUGUUUCUAUCAUGAUGGGAAUUGUAGCUAUCUCUACACAGGCUGUUGGGAAAUACUGCCAGACUUCUCUCAGCACACACUUCGCUCACUUAUGGACAACUAUAUUUACGGCUCUAUCGAUGAUCCCCGCCAUGCAUACCUUAAUCCAGGCUCACUGGACUAUACGGCACAAGUUUUCGCACCUCCGUAUGGAUCGCAAGCUUCUUUGCAUCAAGCUUGUCAUCUUCUUAACUUCUUGGCAAUCUAUAAUCUUCAAUCUCGCAACAGCGAAAGUCAGAUCCUCUCGUUAUAUAGGACAAACUGAUGUGCAAGUCGUGCUCCAGUACUUAGUCCUUUCUGUUGAGCUGAUUUUCUUUGCCUUCCUCCACCUUAAAGCCUACCCGUGGAAGGAUUACGUCAUCUCAUUUGAUCAACCAGGCGAAUACCAAGGCGGAGCUAUGGGAUGGCGUGCGUUCCGUGAUAUGGCCAAUCUUUCCGACAUUGGUGUCGCUAUCUACAGAGCUGCUCACUGGAUAUUUUUCCUUAGGGGCCGCAGGCACCUAGAGAAUCGAGCUGCCGAGAAGCCUAAUGGUGUCGAAGACUAUAACUUGAUAAACCAGAAGCCUGUCAAUGUCAAUGUUAGUGACGACCUCUUCUGCCUAACAUACAUACAAUGGAUGAGCCAGAAAAUUCGACUUUGUGGUUAG
Messenger RNA from Trichoderma harzianum CBS 226.95, 1194 nucleotides. RefSeq lists its product as hypothetical. Bases 1 to 1194 code for a protein of 397 amino acids. Gene Ontology annotation, biological process: transport. The record is from RefSeq and is a predicted model, not a curated record. The transcript has 5 exons. NCBI's taxonomy places the organism in Eukaryota, Fungi, Ascomycota, Sordariomycetes, Hypocreales, Hypocreaceae. Gene Ontology annotation, molecular function: transporter activity.